UCUCUGGCAGGGAAGGAGCCCGAGCUGGUAUGUGAGGCAGAGAAUUUCCGACUGGAUAUAGUCGGACUUGCCUCCACACACAGCCUGGGUUCCGGUACCAGUUCUCUCGAGAGGGGUUGGACUCUCUUCCACUCUGGAGUUGCUCACGGUGAGAGGCGCAGAGCAGGUGUGGGCAUACUCAUUGCCCCCCGGCUCAGUGCCUGUACAUUGGGGUUCACACCGGUAGACGAGAGGGUUGCCUCCCUCCGCCUUCGGGUGGGUGGACGGGUCCUGACUGUUGUUUGUGCAUAUGCACCAAACAGCAGCUCAGCAUACCCACCCUUUUUGGAGUCCUUGGAGGGUGUGCUGGAGAGUACUCCUACUGGGGACUCCAUUGUUCUGCUGGGGGACUUCAAUGCUCACGUGGGCAAUGACAGUGAUACCUGGAGGGGCGUGAUUGGGAGGAACGGCCCCCCCGAUCUGAACCCGAGUGGUGUUUUGUUAUUGGACUUCUGUGCUCGUCACGGAUUGUCCAUAACGAACACCUUGUUCAAACAUAAGGGUGUCCAUAUGUGCACUUGGCACCAGGACACCCUAGGCCGCAGUUCGAUGAUCGACUUUGUAGUUGUAUCAUCGGAGUUGCGGCCGCAUGUUCUGGACACUCGUGUGAAGAGAGGGGCGGAGCUGUCAACUGAUCACCACCUGGUGGUGAGUAGGCUCCGAUGGUGGGGGAAGAUGCCGGUCCGUCCUGGCAGACCCAAACGUAUAGUGAGGGUUUGUUGGGAGCGUCUGGCGGAAUCCCCUGUCAGAAGGAGUUUCAACUCCCACCUCCGACAGAGCUUUUCCCAUGUUCCGGGGGAGGCGGGGGACAUUGAGUCCGAGUGGACCAUGUUCCGUGCCUCUAUUGUAGAGGCGGCCAAUCUGAGUUGUGGCCGUAAGGUGGUUGGUGCCUGUCGUGGCGGCAAUCCCCGUACUCGCUGGUGGACACCAGCAGUAAGGGAUGCCGUCAAGCUGAAGAAGGAGUCCUAUCGAGCCUUUAUGGCCUGUGGGACCCCAGAGGCAGCUGACGGGUAUUGACUGGCCAAGCGGAAUGCAGCUGCGGUGGUCGCCAAGGCAAAAACUCGGGCGUGGGAGGAGUUCGGUGAGGCCAUGGAAGCCGACUUCCAGACGGCUUCGAGGAAAUUCUGGUCCACCAUCCGAUGUCUCAGGAGGGGGAAACAGUGCACCACUAACACUGUGUACAGUGGGGAUAGGGCGCUGUUGACCUCGACUCGGGACGUUGUGAGCCGGUGGACGGAGUACUUCGAAGACCUCCUAAACUCCACCAACACGCCUUCCUUGGAGGAAGCAGAGUAUGGGGACUCUGAGGUGGGCUCUCCGAUCUCUGUGGUUAAAGUCACCGAUGUGGUUAAGAAGCUCCUCGGUGGCAAGGCCCCAGGCGUGGAUGAGAUCUGCCCCGAGUUCCUCAAGGCUCUGGAUGUUGUGGGGCUGUCCUGCUUGACACGCCUCUGCAACAUCGCGUGGUCAGCGGGGAGAGUGCCUCUGGAUUGGCAGACCGGGGUGGUGGUCCUUCUUUUUAAAAAAGGGGACCGGAGGGUGUGUUCCAAUUACAGAGGGAUCACACUCCUCAGCCUCCCUGGUAAGGUCUAUUCAGGGGUGCUGGAGACGAGGGUCCGUCAGGAAGUCGAGCCUCAGAUUGAGGAGGAGCAGUGUGGUUUUCGUCCCAGCCGUGGAACAGCAGACCAGCUCUUAGCAGGGUCCUCGAGGGUAUGUGGGAAUUCGCCCAACCAGUCUACAUGUGUUUUGUGGACUUGGAGAAGGCGUUUGACAGUGACCCUCGGCGAGUUCUGUGGGGGGUGCGUCGUGGGUAUGGGGUAUCGAACUCCCUGAUACGGGCUGGUCAGUCAUGA
Hippocampus zosterae (dwarf seahorse) is the source of this 1889-nucleotide messenger RNA. RefSeq lists its product as uncharacterized. The transcript is spliced from 2 exons. The record is from RefSeq and is a predicted model, not a curated record. Bases 1129 to 1869 code for a protein of 246 amino acids. Lineage: Eukaryota; Metazoa; Chordata; Actinopteri; Syngnathiformes; Syngnathidae.